UAGGACUGAAAGCGGCGAAAAGGCACGUCACUCACGUCAUAUUUGACAGUUUCAGUACCUCAUAUUGGCAUUAUUUUUCAGCUAGAAUUCUCUUGUAGUAAUAUUAUAUUAUCUUGUAUUAGCUUUUCGGGACUUUCUAUCAACAUAGUUUACUUCUGCCGAAAAGAACAAUAAAAAAUAUGAAGGCUGCCAUUCUAACAUUCUGUAAAAUUGCACUGUUUUUAUUGAUAUUUAUGAGUGUCAUCUCUCAUGUCGUGAUUGGCGACUCAGCCCCUAAAAAAAUGCAAAUUGGGGUUAAAAAGAGGCCCAGUGAGUGUCCAAUAAAAAGCAAGAAAGGAGAUCUUCUUCACAUGCAUUACACGGGCACUCUGGAUGAUGGCACUGAAUUUGAUAGCUCAAUUCCCCGAGGUAACCCGCUUACCUUCACCUUGGGUUCCGGACAAGUCAUAAAGGGCUGGGACCAGGGUUUGAUAGGCAUGUGUGAAGGGGAGCAAAGGAAACUAGUCAUUCCGCCUCAUUUGGCCUACGGUGAGGCUGGAGCGCCUCCGAAGAUACCAAAGUCUGCAACUUUGACAUUCCACGUUGAUCUCGUGAAGAUUGAAAGGAAGGAUGAACUAUAAGUUAUUUACAACA
This is a messenger RNA of Helicoverpa zea (corn earworm), 633 nucleotides long. Its product is annotated as peptidyl-prolyl cis-trans isomerase FKBP2. NCBI's taxonomy places the organism in Eukaryota, Metazoa, Arthropoda, Insecta, Lepidoptera, Noctuidae. Gene Ontology annotation, molecular function: peptidyl-prolyl cis-trans isomerase activity. The transcript has 2 exons. Gene Ontology annotation, biological process: protein peptidyl-prolyl isomerization. The record is from RefSeq and is a predicted model, not a curated record. Bases 180 to 620 code for a protein of 146 amino acids.